This is a messenger RNA of Yarrowia lipolytica CLIB122, 1566 nucleotides long. RefSeq lists its product as uncharacterized. Gene Ontology annotation, molecular function: dethiobiotin transmembrane transporter activity; biotin transmembrane transporter activity; solute:proton symporter activity. The record is from RefSeq and is a predicted model, not a curated record. Lineage: Eukaryota; Fungi; Ascomycota; Dipodascomycetes; Dipodascales. Gene Ontology annotation, cellular component: plasma membrane. Gene Ontology annotation, biological process: biotin import across plasma membrane.
AUGAAUUACGCGCGCGACAACGACUACUGCGAGUCCGCCGACGGGCAAAUCGGCUCGUCGGACUCAAAUGAGGUGUCUGAGAUGGGUCACAAGAAGGAACUUGAACAGGUCUUUUCUACCGCCACAGCAUUCGAUCUCGAGUCAGAAGACACGCAGAAAGAGCUGGACCGCAUCUAUCGCAAACUGGACCGUCGAAUCAUCCCGCCUCUGUGGAUCCUGUACUUUCUGACGUCAUUCGGAAGCAGUGCUUACGGAGUGGCGCUGACCAUGAACAUGGACAAGGGCCAUUCGCUGUCUCAGACCCUGAAUCUGUCGGCCCACCAGCUCUCGGUUGCCUCCGCUCUCUAUUAUGUCGGUUACAUUGUCUUUGAUGUGCCCAUCAAUCUGGUGAUGACCAAAGUGGCCCCCCAUGCGUGGUUAUCUCGUAUCGUCAUUUCCGUGGGCGUUGUUUACGCAUGUUAUGCGGCUCUGAACAAUGCCGGUGGCGUCAUUGCCAUCCGUCUCAUUUCGGGCAUCUGUGGAGCCGGCACUUGGCCCGGACUGGCCUACUAUGUGUCGUUGUGGUAUCCUGCUCACCGGACCGCGCGACGUAUCGGCUACUAUUUCACCGCUGCCCAGGUGUCUGCCGCCACCGCGGGUCUGUUUUCCGCCGCGUUCCAGACCAUUGACGGCAACCGUGGCCUCAAGGGCUUCCAAUGGUUCUUUCUCGUCUACGGAGUGUUCACCGUCACUCUAGGAGUCUCCCUACUGUGGUGGUUGCCAGGCCGACCGUCGGAGUUCAACGAUCUCUACGACGAGUCCCAUAAGAUUGACCAGUUGGCCAAGACGUCGGUUCUCAAGUCCCUGCUCAACGGCACCUUCUCCAAACACCCGCUUUCUCCGCUCGAACAACAGUUGCACGCCGCCGACAUGUCUCAACGGUACCUCAACGUGGCCUGGACUCUCAAGGACCUGCUGAGAGUGUUUAUGGACAUCCGAAUCUGGCCGCUGGUCAUUAUGUACUUUGGAGUGGUCGGAACCGGCUACGGUAUUGUGGUGGCCGGUACCUCUAUCAUCAAGUCCACCAACGAGUCUCUGACCCCCAUUCAACUGUCUCUGCUUUUCUGUCCCAUCUGGGUGUGCGAUCUUCUCGCCAUUCUUGCAAUCACUCCGCUCUCUGACCGCUACAAGAACCGGCCGCUGUUUUUCUGCGCGUCUACAGUGGUCAUUAUUGUUGGAAUGGUCGUCAACACCUAUGCGCCUGGGUCGUGGCCCCGAUAUGUGGGACUACUUAUCACCGGACUCGGUCUGGGCCCCACAGUGCCCAUCUGCAUGACCUGGGCGGCUGAGAUCUUCAUGCCCAAGUACCAGGACGUCGGGGUCGCCGCCACUUCGGCUCUAGUUUCUGGCCUGGGAAAUCUCGGCAGUGUCGUCACCACCUACGCACUGUACAAAGGCUGGAGUGACGAUGUGGACCGGGGCUUCAAGUACUCCAAUAUGACCGUUGUUGGCAUUUUGGGUGCGUCGAUUAUUGCCGCUUUGCUCCUGGGCUACACUGAGAGGAGACGGUUGCGUGGCCAGCAAUGA